UGUGAAGUCGCUCGCCUGUCUCUGCCACGCCCGGGCGGUUACUGGCAGCGGCGGCCGCUUCGGCUGCAGCUCUCAGGCUGCUACCGGUUUAGAUCCUUUCCCUGAGGGAGCGCGGGCGGAGGACGGAGGACGGAGGACGUCGGGGCAUUCCUAUUUUUAUUAACUGUUGAAGGAGCCAUAAAAAAGAACAAACAUUUGAGUAUAGUUGACCCUUGAACAACAUGGAGGAUAGGAGUGCCUAUCCCCUGCACAGUCAGAAAUCCAGGUCAUGACUCGCCAGAGUAUGAUAAUCACAUGAGAGCACUCAUUGCUACAGAUGUCAUUUGACUCAUCAGAAAAAAUCUGUUUAAAAGAAAAUAUCUAUACGACCAGAUCCAUUUCAUUAUUGAAUGGCUUGAUGGAUUUCCUUUACUCUGAUACACACCAAAGCUGUCCUUAUCAACCAAAGCAAGAAAGGAUCCUGCAUGAGUCAAUCACAGAAUGCCAUUUUUACAUCACCAACAGGUGAAGAAAACCUCAUGAAUAGCAAUCACAGAGACUCAGAGAGUAUCACUGAUGUCUGCUCCAAUGAGGAUCUCCCUGAAGUUGAGCUGGUAAGUCUGCUAGAAGAACAGCUACCCCAGUAUAAGCUAAGAGUGGACUCUCUGUUUCUAUAUGAAAAUGAAGACUGGACUCGGUCCCCACACCAGCAGCAGCAUGCAUCUGAUGCCCUCUCUCCAGUCCUUGCUGAAGAGACUUUCCAUUAUAUGAUUCUAGGCACAGACAGGGUGGAGCAGAUGACCAAAACUUACAAUGACAUCGACAUGGUUACACACCUCCUGGCAGAGAGGGAUCGUGAUCUGGAACUAGCUGCUCGAAUUGGACAAGCUCUCUUAAAACGGAACCAUGUCUUGUCUGAGCAGAAUGAAGCUCUGGAGGAGCAACUGGGACAAGCCUUUGAUCAAGUUAAUCAACUGCAGCAUGAGCUGUCCAAGAAAGAUGAAUUACUUCGAAUUGUCUCUAUUGCCUCUGAAGAGAGUGAAACUGAUUCCAGCUGUUCUACACCUCUUCGGCUCAAUGAGUCCUUUAGCUUAUCUCAAGGUUUGUUGCAGUUGGACAUGCUACAAGAAAAACUCAAGGAACUGGAAGAGGAGAAUAUGGUUCUUCGAUCCAAGGCUUGUCACAUAAAGACAGAAACUAUUACCUAUGAAGAGAAGGAACAACAACUUGUCAAUGACUGUGUUAAAGAACUUCGUGAAACAAAUGCUCAAAUGUCCAGAAUGACUGAAGAAUUAUCUGGGAAGAGUGAUGAACUGAUUCGGUACCAAGAAGAGAUCUCCUCUCUCUUGUCUCAAAUUGUUGAUCUUCAGCAUAAAGUUAAAGAACAUGUGAUUGAGAAGGAGGAACUGAGACUUCACCUACAAGCUUCCAAAGAUGCCCAAAGACAACUGACAAUGGAGCUGCAUGAGUUACAAGACAGGAAUAUGGAGUGUCUGGGAAUGUUACAUGAGUCCCAAGAGGAAAUAAAGGAACUUCGUAGUAGAUCUGGCCCUGCUGCUCAUCUUUACUUUUCACAGUCAUAUGGAGCUUUUUCUGGGGAAUCCCUGGCAGCUGAGAUUGAGGGGACCAUGCGUAAAAAGUUGAGUUUGGAUGAGGAAUCUUCUCUCUUCAAACAAAAAGCCCAACAGAAACGGGUAUUUGAUACUGUCAAGGUUGCCAAUGACACACGGGGCCGCUCUAUCCCAUUCCCAGCUCUGCUGCCCAUUCCAGGGUCCAACCGUUCAAGUGUCAUCAUGACAGCAAAACCUUUUGAGUCUGGUUUGCAACAAACAGAGGACAAAACCCUCCUGAACCAGGGGGGCAACUCAGAAGAGGUUUCAGAGAACAUUCAGAAGCUGGGUCAACCAGGACCCUCUGAAGAUAGUGAUUUGGCUACAGCACUGCAUCGCCUUAGUCUGCGGCGACAGAACUACUUAAGUGAGAAGCAGUUCUUUGCUGAAGAAUGGGAACGGAAGAUCCAGGUUCUGGCUGACCAGAAAGAAGGGGUUAGUGGCUGUGGCACCCCCACAGAGAGCCUUGCCUCUCUGUGCACCGACCAGUCAGAGAUCACAGACCUCAGCAGUGCCAGUUGCCUUCGAGGUUUUAUGCCUGAGAAAUUACAAAUUGUCAAGCCCCUUGAAGGAUCACAAACUUUGCACCACUGGCAGCAGCUUGCUCAACCAAAUUUAGGAACCAUUCUUGACCCACGACCAGGUGUCAUCACUAAAGGCUUUACCCAAUUGCCCAAGGAUGCCAUCUAUCACCUCUCAGAUUUAGAAGAGGAUGAAGAGGAAGGUAUCACUUUUCAAGUGGAACAGAACCCUUCAAUAUCCAAGCCAGUAACAGGAAUCUUCCUUCCACCCAUUACUUCAGCUAGUGGUCCAGUUACAGUUGCAACUUCAAACCCAGGAAAGUGUCUGUCAUGCACAAACUCGACAUUCACCUUCACUACCUGUAGGAUAUUGCAUCCUUCUGAUAUCACUCAGGUUACCCCCAGGAUAUUUUCACAUUGUAUCUUCUCCUUUGAUCAUUAUAACUCUUCAAAGUGGCAGGGCAAUUCUGGGUUCCCUUCAUUAUCCUGUGGAAGUACUGGUAGCAGUUCAUCAAACACAGCGGUGAAUUCUCCUGCUAUGUCCUAUAGACUCAGCAUUGGUGAAUCUAUUACCAACAGACGAGAUUCUACUAUAACAUUCAGCAGCACCAUGAGCUUGGCCAAACUUCUACAGGAACGAGGCAUUUCUGCUAAAGUGUAUCACAGCCCAAUUUCAGAGAACGCCGUCUUCCAGCCUGUCCCCAAAUCCCUGGCUAUUCCUUCCACACCACCAAAUUCACCAUCUCACUCACCCUGCCCUUCUCCUUUACCCUUUGAGCCUCGAGUGCAUCUCUCUGAAAAUUUUUUGGCCUCCCGACCAGCUGAAACAUUCCUCCAGGAGAUGUAUGGUUUGAGACCUUCCCGGAACCCUCCUGAUGUUGGCCAGUUGAAGAUGAACUUAGUGGACAGGCUGAAGAGACUGGGGAUAGCCAGAGUAAUCAAAACCCCUAAUGCACAGGAAAAUGGAAGAAGCCAAGAGGCAGAAAUUGGUCUUCAAAGACCAGACUCUGCUAUUUAUUUAAAUUCAGGUAGCAAUUUAUUGAGUGGACUGAGGAGGAAUCAGAGUCUUCCAGUCAUGAUGGGUAGCUUUGGCACGCCUGUAUGCACAUCCUCGCCAAAAAUGGAUGUCCUGAAGGAAGACUGAAGUUCAGCAAUUAACUGAUCUCUUAAACAAAUUAGCACAUGAAGGAUAGAUUUGCACUGAUACAUGUAGUCUGGUCUGACUGAGAGAUAAGGAAUGUUGCAGAUGGAUUGUGAAUGUGGAAAGGGGAAGUGGAAGAAUGGAAACAGAAUUGAGAUGAGCCCCUAAUGAAUGAGGUCUAAUAAAUUGCAAGUAUAGAUGAAUGAGUUAUGAGUGUUUGGAGGCAGAAAAGGAAGAAAGGUUUAAUAUACUCCUUCAGUUGAAUGUUCCUAUCUUGAAAAUAAAAAGUGACUAGACAAUAAAUUCAGUAAUACCGAAAUAUGCCAGAGAUACUAAACUUGCUAGAACAUUUAUUCCUAGUAAACAAAAGCAGGAAGAACCCAGGUUAGGAGAUGGGAAGAAAAAGGGAGAAGCCUUGACCAUUGCCUAUAAAAAGCUGUACUGCAGGGUUGCUGAGGUAAGCCCUGUCUGUUACUGAGACAAGGAAGAUGCUUUUAUGUUUUACCCUGUUAAUGUCUGGAUAAAUUACAUAUCCAUCAAAUGGUAUGUACACAGCGUUAGCAAGCAAGGAAUUUUAUCUUUUUCAUAAAAUCAGAAUAGUGGAGACUCUCUUUUUUGCUUUCCGUUUUCAAGCCUUUGAGCCACUGGGAGCCCAAACGACCCAAAUUCCUUUUGUAUUUGUGAUUAAUAAAAAUUCAUUUUUAAAUUUGUAUUUUUAUACAACACCUCCCAAAAAACAACAUGAAUUGGGGGAUAAUGAUGUCCUUUAAGAAGGAAAAUAUGGGUAAGUUGGAACCAAGGAAACUUGUUUUCAAAAUAUUUUAUUUAGAUAAGUACAGUGGCCAAGAAAUAUGAACAUAAUUACAUGGCUUUCAAAUUUCCUUGGAGACUGGAAGGGGUUAAACCAGAAGUGCAAUCAAUAGGAAUUAGGGAAUGUUGUGUAUUUAUGUCUGUACGUUUUUUUGUAAGUAAAGUUAGUUGCAACUAAACUUUUUCCAAAGUGCUAUGCAUAUUUUUCAUUAAAGAUGACAUGUAUUUGCACAAAAUUUCUCAGGCAUAUUAAAUUAUUAUAAGCUGAAGUAAAACCCAGGUGCUUGCUUUGAGAUUGUGGUUUUUUUUAAUUGUAAAAUUAAAAUACAUUGUCUUUUUCUUGGUAUCUGUAGAAUUAGAGAAUGAACUUUUUAAUGGGGAAGUCAAAGUUUUUGCUUUUUUUCUGGGAAUCUUUUUUUUUUUUUUUUUUUGUACAGAUUCUAUGAAAUGGCAAAGUGAAACUCGGGAAUUCGGUUUCAGUAUUCAUCAGUGUGACACAAGCUGUGAAUUGGGAAGAAACAGAUCUGUUUUACAAACUGUCGCUAAUCAAGGCCUAUUCCUCAUCAUGACGUGGCUUUCUCUAGGCAGUACAGUUCAGAAAAAAAAAAAAAAAAAAAACCAUUAUGUGAAAGGCAUGAUAGAGAAGAGAUGAGGGUGGAGGCUAAUUAUUUUGUUAUUAAAAAUGGGAGGCAUAUUAAGUGAUCUUUUUGGUGGUUAAUUUGCAAAUGUUUUGCUCCUUACUUCUGACUUAACCGGAAGGCAGUUUUGUGAAGCAUUCUUGAUGAGAAUCUUGCUCUGAUUCCCAUCCAUACACCUAUUCUCAUGCCUGCAGAGGAUCCUUACUUUCUCCUCUUGUGGUGCCUCUCCUACAUAAAGAGCUGUGUGUUCAAAAGGGUAGAAAAACCCACAUGUGUGCAUGGUAAGAAUGUGUGAGUUUACCAUGCUUUUUAGAAGCUUAAUAAAACUUUUCUAAAUUUCUUAAAAACAAAAAGUGAAAGUGCCCUUUCCGCCUUCUCUCCCCUUUUGUUAGUCAUGCUGACAUCAGCAGACCUUACAUUAACAUGUUCAGAAAGGAUUCUAGCAGGUCUCCCAUAAGUGAACAUAAGUGUCCCUGAAUGUGGUAGGCAUUAACCAGAAGAAUUCCAUGUUUAAAGAUGUUUAAAUUUCCAGAAUAUUCCAAUUCACUUCUAAAAAAUAGUAUUUGAGUUCUACUUCAUAAAAUAACUCUGGGGUGCUUAUUUUAGCAAAUUCUUAAAGCUUUUUAUUUAUUCUCUAAGAAAAUAAUCUUGCUGUUGCCAGUUUCCAAGAAACAUCGGGAAAUGGGUAAAUGUACAGCCAGAGAGUAGUACAAAGUUAUGAAAUUAUCAGAUUUAUGUAUACUAUAUAAAUAGCUGUAAACUAAGCUAGAUUUUGGAGUGUUCUGUAUAAUUAGUAUACUUUUUUAAUAACUGAUGCUAAAAUGAUCAUUUUGGAGGCAGGGUGAGGGCAUAUUCACAGCCAAAUAAGCACAUCUAAUUGAAGUUUCAGUUUUUGAAAACUAGAUUGAUGUUACUGUUUCACCAGAAACAUAAUGAUUUGUAUACUGGCGCAUGCUUGUCUCUAAAAAUGAAUGUUGUGAAAUUGGGUUUUACUGUUUUUAAAGAUUCCAUCUAAAAUCAUUUUUGGUACAGCCUGAGAAUCUCUAUUCUAACAAAAGUGUGCAAAUUAUAGGAAGAAGACCUGGAGCCUUAUAGUAAGUUUCUCCUCACUUUAUCUGUUACACUUGAGUACUGUUCACAUUUUAGUUUUUCUGUAUCAACUGUGUAUGUACUUUUAUGCCAAUAUAAGAAACUCCAAUCUUUUUUUUCUCCUUUAGGAAGAUUCUCAGUGAUUAUACCUCAGGUAUUUCUAAGUAUCCUGCUCUCUAUAGGAGGGAUACCUUCAUGGGCUCAGAAUGAAAAGUUUCCCUGAAUUAUGAUGAUCUCAAAUCUUAUGUAGUAGCCUUAGGCGUUGGUCUUAGGGAGAACUUCAUGACCAUCGUUAAAGUAGCUGUUGGUUUUUUUUUAAGUUUUAUACUCUGUGUUCUUGAUUUGACAUGAAUGAACAGACUUUGGCAAAGGGAGGAAAUAAGAGGCAGCUCACAACAAGAGCCUAUUCUCUAUAAAAGGUGUAUUUUGUACAGUAUUCAUUCAAAGUUUGCUAUUUUUUUUUUUUUUUUGACCGUUCUGAUACUUGGUUACUAAUAUUGACUUUUGACAUCUGGAACUGGAGCUCUCAAGUGUUUAAUGGCCCACGCCUUUGAUGUCAGAUCCCACAGGCCUGCAGUCCCAAGUGCAACACCACAGUGUCUACAGCUGAGUGGUUGCAUUGUGGAGCACAGCUGCCCAGGAGUGGUGUUGGAAGUGCCCUCUGGGGCAGCCAGGGAAAUUCUAUUGUUUGAUAUCUAGGGCUUGACUUUGUCAAACAGCUCUUUGUGCACCUACCUUUGCUUUGUCAAAUGUAAAUCAGAUAAUAAACAUGAAUAUCUUCUUAAA
Messenger RNA from Felis catus (domestic cat), 6574 nucleotides. RefSeq names its product trafficking kinesin protein 2 (gene TRAK2). The record is from RefSeq and is a predicted model, not a curated record. Gene Ontology annotation, cellular component: dendrite. Lineage: Eukaryota; Metazoa; Chordata; Mammalia; Carnivora; Felidae. Bases 465 to 3254 code for a protein of 929 amino acids. Gene Ontology annotation, molecular function: GABA receptor binding. Gene Ontology annotation, biological process: anterograde axonal transport of mitochondrion; neurogenesis. The transcript is spliced from 18 exons.